Molecule: messenger RNA, 1551 nt
Organism: Seriola dumerili (greater amberjack)
Lineage: Eukaryota; Metazoa; Chordata; Actinopteri; Carangiformes; Carangidae
Product: WD40 repeat-containing protein SMU1-like
Exons: 12
Coding region: 22-1551 (509 amino acids)
Biological process (GO): mRNA splicing, via spliceosome
Cellular component (GO): precatalytic spliceosome
Molecular function (GO): protein binding
Source: RefSeq, a predicted model, not a curated record
GCAGCAGGAGACAACAUCAGCAUGGCUGUGGAGAUGGAGCCCGCGGACGUGAUCCGCCUGAUAAUGCAGUAUCUUAAGGAGAACAACCUCUACCGAACACUGACCACCUUACAGGAGGAAACCACCGUCUCACUCAACACGGUGGAAAGUAUCGACAGUUUCAUUGCAGAUAUAAAAAGCGGCCACUGGGACUGUGUCCUGCUGGCUAUCGAGUCCCUCAAGUUGCCCGACAACACACUUAUUGACCUUUAUGAGCAGGUUGUAAUGGAGCUCAUUGAAAUGAGAGAGGUGGGUGCAGCUCGCUCGCUCCUCAGACAAACUGACCCGAUGAUCAUGUUGAAGCAGACUCAGCCGGAGAGGUACAUCCACCUGGAGAACCUGCUAACAUGCUCCUACUUUGACCCCCGUGAGGCAUACCCGAAAGGCAGCAGCAAGGAGAAGCGACGCAGGGCAAUAGCUGAGGCACUGGUGAGGGAAGUCAGUGUGGUGCCUCCUUCUCGCCUCAUGGGGCUCCUGGAACAAUCUAUGAGACUACAGCAGUACCCAGGUCACCUCUCGCCGGACAUGCCCAUCGACACAUCUGGCAACAAGGAGAGACAUGUGGAGAAAGAGAGCUUCCCAACCCAGCUGUACCGCCACAUCAAGUUUGGGCGACGGUCACAUGUAGAGUGUGCCCGUUUCUCCCCUGAUGGAAAGUACCUAAUCACCGGAUCAGUGGAUGGGUUCAUCGAGGUCUGGAACUUCUACACUGGAAAAAUUAGUAAAGAUUUAAAGUACCAGGCCCAAGAUAGCUUCAUGAUGAUGGAUGAUGCUGUGCUGUGUAUGUGCUUCAGUCAGGACACUGAUCUACUAGCAACUGGAGCUCAGAAUGGCAAAAUAAAGGUGUGGAAGAUCCAGAGUGGCUUGUGCCUGCGCAGGUUUGAGCACGCUCACAGCAAAGGUGUGACCUGUCUGAGCUUCUCCAAGGACAACAACCAGAUCCUCAGUGCGUCCUUUGACCAGACCAUCAGAAUCCACGAACUGAGGUCAGGCAAGACACUAAAGGAGUUAAAUGGCCAUUCAUCGUUUGUAAAUGAUGCAUCUUUCACUCAAGAUGGAUUUCACAUCAUCAGUGCCUCAUCUGAUGGCACUGUCAAGAUUUGGAACACAAAGACUUGCGAAUGCAUCCACACGUUCAAAUCACUGUCCCGGACAUCAGAGAUCCCUGUCAACAAUGUGAUCCCUCUACCACAAAACCCAGAGCACUUUGUGGUUUGUAACCACUCCAACAAAGUGGUCAUCAUGAGCAUGCGUGGUCAGACUGUGAAGACCUUCAGCUCAGAUAGAAAGGAAGGAACAGACUUUGUGUGUUGCACCCUGUCACCCCAUGGGGAGUGGAUUUAUUGUGUGGGAGAGGACUUAGUGCUGUACUGCUUCAACUACACAACGGGAAGGCUGGAGAAAACGCUGACCGUCCACGAGAAAGACGUCAUUGGAAUCGCUCACCAUCCACAUGAGAAUCUGAUAGCCACAUACAGCGAGGACGGCCUCCUACGGCUAUGGAAACCUUAA